AUGAUGCCCUUUGUUCUCGCCCUCGUCUUCACCAUCGAGGUUGUGUCGCGCCUGAUCAAUGCGAUAGGGUCGACUGUUAUCAACGACUUUGUGCGUCGUGUCUUCCCAUCCUCUCCUCUCUGGACGUUGGUCAACUACCUACCGAUCUCGACAUCCAAGUCGGCCGCUCAGCAGCGCAAGUUGCAGGCAGAAUACCUCAAGGUGCGGGCCGAGCUCAACGCUACGAGCAGCCAGGACGAGUUUGCAAAAUGGGCACGGAUUCGUCGCCAGCACGAUAAGCUUCUCGAGAAGCUCGAGGCUACAAAGAAGACCAUGGAGGCGGCGAGGGGCAGCUUCGACAAAUAUGUGAAUGGAGUGCGUAUCAUCGUCACCAAAGUCCCCCAGUACCUCGUGCCGUUCUGGUACUCCAACGAGCCCAUGUUCUGGAUCCCUCAUGGCUGGUUCCCCUACUAUGCCGAGUGGAUCAUCUCCUUUCCUCGCGCUCCUCUGGGCAGCGUGAGCGUGGCCUCGUGGCAGCUUGCCUGCUCCGGCGUCAUUGCCCUCGUCAGCGAUCUGAUUUCAGGAAUAUACGGUCUCAUGCGUAACGGGUCCUACGAGAGGGCAGCCGGUAAGACGGCAGCCACCGACGAGAAGAAGGAGUUAUAA
Molecule: messenger RNA, 645 nt
Organism: Geosmithia morbida
Lineage: Eukaryota; Fungi; Ascomycota; Sordariomycetes; Hypocreales; Bionectriaceae
Product: tail-anchored protein insertion receptor
Exons: 3
Coding region: 1-645 (214 amino acids)
Biological process (GO): tail-anchored membrane protein insertion into ER membrane
Cellular component (GO): GET complex
Source: RefSeq, a predicted model, not a curated record